AUGGCACCAUCAGCAGUUUACGAAACCCCAAACAUCAACGAGAACUUCAACUCCCACAAAGAUGGCCUCGCCCUCGAAGCCACCUCCGACGCCGUUGACGAAGUCAACGUUCUCAAAGCCACAAUGAGAGUCAAGAACGGCACGGCCAGCCAAGCCGAAGUCGACCUGUACGAGCAAUCCCAAUUCGACUCCUCAAAAGACAAGACGCAAUUCCGGCAAUACGAAGACGCCUGCGACCGCGUCAAGAACUUCUACCGCGAGCAACACACCAAGCAAACCGUCGCCUACAACCUCAAAGCCCGCAACGAGUUCAAAUCGAAAACUCGCGCCGAAAUGACCAUCUGGCAAGCCAUGGAGAAACUCAACACGCUCAUCGACGAGUCCGACCCAGACACCUCACUCUCGCAAAUCGAACACCUGCUCCAAUCCGCCGAAGCGAUCCGUCGCGACGGCAAACCGCGCUGGUUCCAACUCACGGGCCUCAUCCACGACCUAGGCAAACUCCUCUUCUUCUACGCCGCCGAAGGCCAGUGGGACGUCGUCGGCGACACGUUCCCCGUCGGCUGUCGCUUCGACGAGAGCAUCAUCUACCCGGGCACCUUCACCCAAAACCCCGACACCAACGACCCCAUCUACAGCACCGAGCACGGCAUCUACACGCCGGGCUGCGGGAUGGACAACGUGAUGCUCAGCUGGGGCCACGACGAGUACCUCUACCACAUCUGCCGGGAGCAGAGCACGCUGCCCGACGAGGCGUUGGCGAUGAUAAGGUAUCAUUCGUUCUACCCCUGGCAUUCCGCGGGCGGGUAUCGGUGGAUGAUGGAUGAGAAGGAUGAGCGGAUGUUGGAGGCGGUGCGGGCGUUUAAUCCGUAUGAUUUGUAUAGUAAGAGUGAUGAUGUGCCCAAGGUGGAGGAGUUGAAGGGGUAUUAUUUGGGGUUGAUUAAUGAGUUUUUCCCGCCGGGGGAGGCGGAGGCGGAGAAGGUGAUUAAGUGGUAA
This is a messenger RNA of Saxophila tyrrhenica, 996 nucleotides long. RefSeq lists its product as uncharacterized. The transcript has a single exon. NCBI's taxonomy places the organism in Eukaryota, Fungi, Ascomycota, Dothideomycetes, Mycosphaerellales, Extremaceae. Gene Ontology annotation, molecular function: iron ion binding; inositol oxygenase activity. Gene Ontology annotation, cellular component: cytoplasm. Bases 1 to 996 code for a protein of 331 amino acids. Gene Ontology annotation, biological process: inositol catabolic process. The record is from RefSeq and is a predicted model, not a curated record.